AUGUCUAAAAACAAUCUGAAUGAAGACCUUCCCUGGAAUCUUCAUGAUAUUUCUAGUGGCUGUGUUAGAUACUCACUACAAGAGUUGGAUCUGAGCUAUAAUGAAAUCACUAGUUCAAUACCUGACCUUUCAAUAUUUUUAUCUUUGAAAACAUUGGAUCUUUCUGAAAAUCAAUUAAGAAAGAUACAUGAAGGUUGCAUAUUGUCAUCUCAGUUGGAGUCUUUGUUUAUCAAAUCAAACUCUUUAGAAGGUGGAAUUCCAAAAUCAUUUGGGAACGCAUUUGCUUUGCGCUCAUUGGACUUGUCCAAUAACAAUUUGAGUGGAGAGCUUCCAGUGAUAAUCCAUCACUCGUCCGGAUGUGCUAGAUACUCUCCGCUAAAUGGAAAGAUUCCUGAAGAUAUUCGAUUUCCAUCUCAACUGGAGGAACUAUAUAUGUAUUCAAACUCUUUGGAAGGUGUGAUAAGUGACUCCCAUUUUGCUAAUAUGUCUAAGUUAGAGUGGUUGGACUUAUCUGACGACUCAUUGACUGUGGCUUUUAGAAAAAACUGGAUUCCAUCUUUUCAAUUACAGGACAUAGGAUUGAGAUCUUGCAAGCUAGGUCCAGCAUUUCCCAAAUGGUUGCAGACACAAAAUGACUUCAAAGUUCUUGACAUUUCUAAUUGUGGAAUAUCAGAUAUUGUUCCAAAGUGGUUUUGGGCUAAAUUUGCACUAUCGGAGUUGUCGAACAUCAAUAUUUCAUACAACAAGCUCAAAGGUACAAUUCCAAAUUUGCCAGUAAAGAAAACUCCUUUUUCCUUUACUCUUGCAUCAAAUCAAUUUGAUGGUUCUAUUCCACCAUUUCUACGAGAUUCUCUGUCUCUUGAUUUGUCUAAGAAUAAAUUUCCAGAUUCUCUUUGGUUUUUAUGUGCUAAUGGUACAGUUGAAACAUUAGCCCAAUUAGACCUUUCAAAUAAUUACUUUUCUGGACAAAUUCCGGACUGUUGGAGCCAUUUCAAGUCAUUAGCUUAUUUAGAUUUGAGUCACAACAAUUUUUCAGAAAAGAUUCCUACUUCAAUGGGAUUGCUUCCUGAACUUCAACUCUUAGAUCUCUCAUUGAACAACCUAUCUGGACGAAUUCCCAAAUGCUUCACAAAUUUUACUUCAAUAGCUCAAAAGACUUCCUCAAGAGAUUAUCCAGGUCAUAUGUAUCUUUCCAACCCUGGUGGUAGACUAAGUGAUGAUUCAUUUGGUUUGAAUGCAUUCUUGAUGUGGAAAGGUGUGGAGCAAAUUCUUGCUCAAAUUGAUCGGCUUGCAAUGUUAGAUUUUUCACAUAACCAUCUAUCUGGAAAAAUUCCUACUGGCACACAAUUACAGAGCUUUAAUGUCUCGAGUUAUGAAGAUAAUCUUGAUCUUUGUGGAAAGCUACUUGAAAAUUUGUGUACUGAAGCGAAGCCACAAAACCAACCAAUUGUCAAAUCUCAUGAGGAUGAAUAUAUGCUUUUUACUCAUGGAUUUUACGUGAGUAUGGCAUUUGGAUUUUUUAUAGGCUUUUGGGGAAUUUUUGGCUCAAUUCUGGUAAACCGCUCUUUGCGACAUGCUUAUUUCAGGAUAUUGAACAAUUUGACUCAUAGUAUUUACAUCAUGAUAGCGGUGAAAGUUAAGUAG
Molecule: messenger RNA, 1644 nt
Organism: Gastrolobium bilobum
Lineage: Eukaryota; Viridiplantae; Streptophyta; Magnoliopsida; Fabales; Fabaceae
Product: receptor-like protein EIX1
Exons: 4
Coding region: 1-1644 (547 amino acids)
Molecular function (GO): protein binding
Source: RefSeq, a predicted model, not a curated record